AUGGCCUCGUUUGAGUCCGACCUCUCUGAGAUCAAAUGUUUUUUACAAUCAAUUGAUCGUUCUCUUACGCUGCAUUCGGGGUCAACGCGAAAUGACGUUGGCCAACAUGAACGUCAGGAACACUCUCAAGACGGUGAAGAUACAACUAUGAUAUCAUAUGAUACCUCGGUCAACGGCUUCUCCGCAUCAACAUGUAGCCGCGAAAUCUCCAGUGGAGAUGAGAGGAAUGGUAUUCAUUCCUUAUCUGAUGUCCCUGGAAAUGGCCAGCAGUCCGAUGUUCCUCAUCCACAUGCACAAGUAAUAUCCUUUCUAUGGUGGAAAUAUCUAGAGGUUGUUGACCCUGUUCUCAAAAUCUUCCAUACAACUAGUAUACAGAGGCUGGUUGUGGACGCCAUCAGUGGUCAGAAGGGCUUGACCAUGGGAGAAAACUUUCUGAUGUUUUCGAUCUACUACGCCUCUGUAGUAGUAAUGUCGACAUCUGAAUGUUUCAAGGAGGUCAAAGAAGAAAGACAAGUUCUAUUGGAGAGGUACCGAAUCCGGUUGGACCAAUUUCUCUCCCUGUCGGAUUUUAUGGAGACGGCAGAUCUUGCCGUUUUACAAGCAUUUGUGAUCUACUUGGCUAUUGGUACAUAUGACGUAAAUGGUCCAGAUGUCCAUAGCAUGGUAGGACUGGCCGUGGGAAGGGCCAUUAAGUUAGGCCUGCAUCGUGAUGGCGAGGGGUUAGGUGUCCCUCUGUUCGAAACGGAAAUGCGUCGGCGUCUGUGGUGGCAGAUAUGUACACUGGAUGUGCGCACAGCUCAGGACCAUAGAUCCGAUCCAUGUAUUCUGGAGCAUUCCUUCAACACGAAGCUACCUGCAAACAUCUCAGACGUCAGUCUUGACCCCGAUAUGAGCAAAUAUCCGGCAAUAAUGCAUCAAAGAACGGAGAUGUUGUUCAGUUUGGUGCAAUUUGAACUGGAGUAUUUCUUACGACAAGUGGCCUUUUCCGAUAAGUUCGUCCAGGAGAACUCGUACACGGCCUUGCCAUAUUCUCGAAUACGCAAGGCUAUUGACUUAUUCCAGGAGAGAAUUCAGAAGCAAUACAUCUCUCACUGCGACCCAAGUAUACCACUGGGUUUCAUGAUGAUAAACCUCGGUCAACUCGUAAUAGAAAAGAUGAGGCUAAAGGCCCGCAAGUCAAGCGAGGAUCAUGGAAGAAAUCAAGAACAAGUUGGUAUCUGCAUCCGGAUCUCGCAGAUCGCUCACAGAAUGAGAGCCCACGAAAAGGGACAGAAGUGGCUUUGGCUUUUGGAACGCCAGCUAGAGUUAGAUGCACUGACCUUUUUGCUGACGUAUUUGUGCGGAGAAACCGAAGGUGCCAAUGUGGAGUUGACGUGGGAGGCAGUGAACGACUUGUAUGACUACUGGAAACGCAGUCCAGAACAUCAUUUUCACCGUCAAUGGACUUGCAUAGUGGAGCUCCGAUCGCAGGCUCUUGACGCCCACAAUUCGGUACCAAAUUCUGAUUAA
This is a messenger RNA of Talaromyces marneffei, 1509 nucleotides long. RefSeq lists its product as uncharacterized. The coding region runs from base 1 to 1509 and encodes 502 amino acids. Lineage: Eukaryota; Fungi; Ascomycota; Eurotiomycetes; Eurotiales; Trichocomaceae. Gene Ontology annotation, molecular function: zinc ion binding; DNA binding. Gene Ontology annotation, biological process: DNA-templated transcription. The record is from RefSeq and is a predicted model, not a curated record. The transcript is spliced from 4 exons.